GACCUGAUUUGGGAAAGAAAGCAAAAGAAACGAAACUAGAGGGUAGAACACGACGGUGUCCGGCGUCCGUAAAAAAGGAGGAGAGGAGGCCAGGGAGGCGGGGGCAGCAAGAAUGGCGUGCUCCACCGGUCUCUGCUUCUUGGCGUCGAUUCCUCCUCUCUCAGCCUCUUGUUCUUCUGGCUCCUCCUGCUUCCUCAUGAUCAAGCGUGUGUCCUCUGCUCCGUCCUUGUCCAGAUGGACGAUCCAAUACAAGCAAUUGGGACAUACAAUAUAUCGGAGAAGCCACGUUCUGGCCUUUGCUAGUGCAGAUGCACCACAAGGCAAAAGAAGCUCAGGUGAGAAUGUUGUGAUGGUUGAUCCACUGGAAGCUAAGCGCCUAGCUGCUAAACAAAUGCAAGAAAUUAGGGCCAAAGAAAAGCUGAAGAGGCGCCGUCAAGCAGAAGCGAUCAACGGGGCAUUGGCAGUGAUAGGACUCACGGCUGGAUUGCUAGUGGAGGCUCAGACAGGAAAGGACAUCUUAGGGCAGCUAGCUGGAUAUCUGACGGCUAUUUCUAGUUUAUUUGGGCAAUAACACUGGACCAUGGUUGGAGAUUUAUUUUUCACGUUCCACGGCCAGGAGAGGUCUUAUCUGAAUCUUAUUUGAUGGAUCCACCCAAUUUUUUUGGGAGCUGAUCCCAGAUGGAUGUGGAAUAGCGCACCCAGACUUGUAUGUUGAUCAAGCACGAUAGCAUGGGCUGAACAUUAGUAUUUCUAUGUAGCACAUCAAUUUCUGACGAUAGCGCCUGCUAAAGAGCAGUUCUAUUCAUACUCA
Molecule: messenger RNA, 811 nt
Organism: Zea mays
Lineage: Eukaryota; Viridiplantae; Streptophyta; Magnoliopsida; Poales; Poaceae
Cellular component (GO): chloroplast thylakoid membrane
Source: RefSeq, marked validated